AUGGAAAAGAGACCAAAAGUACUAACUGAUAGAUAUGAGGUUGGGAGAUUACUUGGUCAAGGUCAUUUUGCCAAGGUUUAUUUUGGAAGGAGUGUUCAUACUAAUCAGAGCGUAGCUAUCAAGGUGAUAGACAAGGAGAAAGUCAUGAGAACUGGGAGUAGCAAUCAGAUCGAGAGAGAGCUAAAUCAGAUCAAGAGAGAGAUCUCUGCGAUGAGUGUUGCUAAACACCCUAAUAUCGUGGAGCUAUACGAGGUCAUGGCAACGAAAACGAAGAUUUACCUUGUUCUAGAGUACUGUAAAGGAGGAGAGCUCUUCGACAAGAUCGCAAAAGGCAAGCUCACUGAGGAUGUUGCCUGGAAGUACUUUCAUCAGCUUAUCAACGCCGUUGAUUUCUGCCACAGCCGGGGAGUGUACCACCGCGACAUCAAGCCGGAGAACCUGUUGCUGGACGACAACGAUAAUCUCAAGGUUGCUGACUUUGGUUUGAGCGCGCUUGCGGACUGCAAGCGACGAGACGGUCUCCUCCACACCUCUUGUGGCACACGUGCCUAUGUUUGCCCUGAGAUCAUCGACCAUAGAGGAUAUGAUGGCACGAAGUCAGACAUAUGGUCUUGCGGGAUUGUCUUGUUUGUGCUUUUGGCUGGUUAUCUUCCUUUCCAUGACACCAAUAUAAUGGAGAUGUUCAGGAAGAUAGUCAAAGCAAAGUUUAAGUGCCCUAACUGGUUCUCCAUUGAAGCCAAGAGACUACUGUUUAAGAUGUUGGACCCUAACCAGGAGACUAGAAUCACCAUCUCGAAAAUCAAGGAGAGUUCUUGGUUCAGGAAAGGUCUACACUUGAGGCAAAAAGCGAUGGUGAAACAAGCCAGUGAGGCUAGUUUCUUGGAAGCUGGAGGCCAGCUUGCAAGCUUGAACGCUUUUGAUAUCAUCGCCUGGCUUCCGGUGUUUGAUCUGGCGAGAUUUUUUGGAGAUGUGUGUAACAAGCAAGAAUCUAGUUUUUUGUCUAAAAAGCCUGCUGGAGAGAUCAUCUCUAAGCUAGAGGAGGUCGCCAAACGGCUGAAGCUGAAGAUAAGAAAGCAAGGCGCAGGAGGAUUGUUCAGACUGGAACGAGCAAAGGAGGGAAGGAAAGGGAUUUUGUCGAUGAAUGCGGAGAUAUUCCAAGUGGCGGAGACGUUUCACCUGGUUCAAGUGAAGAAAUGUAGUGGGGACAGAAUGGAGUAUCACAAGGUAGUGGAGGAGGGUCUUAGGCCUGCUCUUGCGGAAAUCGUCUGGGUUUGGCAAGGCGACAAGGAGAAAUAUGAGUGA
This is a messenger RNA of Microthlaspi erraticum, 1302 nucleotides long. NCBI's taxonomy places the organism in Eukaryota, Viridiplantae, Streptophyta, Magnoliopsida, Brassicales, Brassicaceae. The record is from the annotation of a GenBank genome assembly.